GCUCUUUGCUGUAGACGACGAUCAUGGCGAAGGACGGGCUGCAGCUAUCGCGCGAGCCGUCGAUUGAGGAUCAGGCGACGCGUCUCUCAUUCAAGAAGCUACUCAUCAUCUUCCUCGGCCUCGGAUCCGCGAUCUUUCUGUCCUUUCUAGACACGACAUCUGUUACGACUGCCUUGCCGAAGAUCGCGACCGACAUACAUGCUGGGCAAUCCAUCACUUGGGUCGGAACCUCUUACCUGGUUGCGACAACGUCCUUCCAAAUCAUAUACGGCCGGCUAUCAGAUAUUUUUGGACGGAAAGCGCUCCUCAUGUCUGCGCUUUUCAUCUUCGCCGUGGGUGACUUGCUUUGCGGGUUUGCGAAGACCCCGGUGCAGCUAUACGUCUUCCGCGCGAUUGCUGGCAUCGGCGGUGGAGGGAUUGGCACCCUGUCUAUGAUCGUCAUGUCCGAUGUGACAAGCCUUCGAGAGCGAGGAAAAUGGCAGGGCUACAUUGCGGGCUCUGUUGCACUCGGUUCUGCCGUCGGCCCCUUCGUAGGCGCGGCGUUGGCGCAACAGGCGUCCUGGCGCUACGUAUUCUGGCUGCCGGUCCCGUGCACCGUCAUCUCGGCCAUCAUCAUAUAUCUCUAUAUCCCGUUGAAAGCGGUUUCGGGGAACUACCGCGAAAAGCUAUGGAAAAUCGAUUACUUGGGGAGCUUCCUAUCCCUCGCUGGUAACAUCUUCCUGCUCGUACCCAUAUCUGCGGGCGGGUCCACUUUCCCUUGGAAGUCUGGUGUUGUGAUUGGCCUUUUAUGUGCCGGCGGCGUCGUCUGGGGUCUCUUCGCCGUAGUGGAAUGGAAGUUCUGCAGGCUUCCUGUCAUGCCCUUACGACUCUUCACCUACCGCACGACCUGUCUCGUCUUUUGCAUGAACCUAUUCUACGGUAUGGUAUACUACGGCAACAUCUACUUCCUCCCCAUCUACUAUCAGAAAUUCCGCGGCUUCAGCGAACUGAAGUCUGCUGCCCUCCUCCUCCCCCUCCUCCUCAUCCAGUCCGUCUCCGGCGUGCUCAACGGGCAGGUCACGAUGUACACGGGCGGCGUGAAGCCGCAAAUCCUCGUCGGCUUCUCGCUGUGGUUGAUCGGGAGCGGGUUGCAGUCCACGUUUAGGCGGACGACGAGUAUCGGGAAGAUCAUUGGGAUUCUGUUGAUUCAGGGCAUUGGGACUGGCGGUAUCCUGCAGACGACCCUCGUUGCUGCGCAGGCCGCUGCGCCUGGCAAGGACCGCGCCGUCGUGACCGGCACUCGCAACUUCUUCCGUACCAUGGGUGGCGCCUUCGGCGUCGCCAUCAGCAAUGCCAUCCUCAAUAACAUCAUCUCGGACGAGCUCCCCGCCGCCCUGCCGUCCGACAUCCGGGACUCCCUACUCGCAGGAGGGUCGAUCGACCUCCCAGACAGCCUCCCCUCGGACGUCGCGGAAGGCGUCUACGCCGCGUUCGGGCACGGCUUGCAUAUGGUCUACGUGUACUAUAUACCGCUGAUAGCGGUUUGCUUGGUCAUGUCGUUGUUCUUGAAGGACUUCGGUCUCCCAGAUGUCAUGGCAGAGAAAGUGGCAGCUGGCGCCAUAACGCCCGCGAUCACGGAGCCUCCGACCGCCGUGCCCAGCACCACGGACUUGACGGCUGAGCCGAAGUCGCCUGCAGGUCUGGAGAGUGGGCUGACCAUGGCGACGACAUCGCUAAAAGAGAAGUGCGACUCGGAUAGCAUGGAAGCGGAAGCUCCUGUAGAGGCAACAAGUCGUCGACUUCCCGAGGAUCGUGUGUAGUUGGAUAUAGGUCGCGCGAGCUGGAGUCAUAAAUGUUUUCAUAGAUUGUCAUAGAUUUAGAGGUUCCAUGUUUGGUGUAUACAUGAUUGUUCUUACAUGCG
Messenger RNA from Schizophyllum commune H4-8, 1900 nucleotides. RefSeq names its product MFS general substrate transporter. The transcript has 13 exons. Bases 24 to 1799 code for a protein of 591 amino acids. The record is from RefSeq and is a predicted model, not a curated record. Gene Ontology annotation, biological process: transmembrane transport. NCBI's taxonomy places the organism in Eukaryota, Fungi, Basidiomycota, Agaricomycetes, Agaricales, Schizophyllaceae. Gene Ontology annotation, molecular function: transmembrane transporter activity.